This is a messenger RNA of Cantharellus anzutake, 674 nucleotides long. RefSeq lists its product as uncharacterized. The coding region runs from base 146 to 580 and encodes 144 amino acids. The transcript has 3 exons. Lineage: Eukaryota; Fungi; Basidiomycota; Agaricomycetes; Cantharellales; Hydnaceae. The record is from RefSeq and is a predicted model, not a curated record.
GCUCAUCGUCCCAAAAUUGGAGGUUCUGCGAGUCAGAUUGGGUCUGGCGAAGUUCCCUGGAAGAUGGGAAAAUACCAGAAUUAGGAUUUUAGUAUAUUUAGCCCGGGAAUACCGUUGUUUGGAAUAUUUUCAGCGCGCAACCACUAUGUAUGCCGAGGCCUUCGCGGUAUUGGGUGAUUACAAGGGCACUGUCACGAAAGAAACACAGGUGGAGUUAUUCCUUCAGUACGCAGUCCACAUAGCAAGCACGGGAGACGCAGAUCAGGCGUUAGCAGGGUACAAUAAUGCUUUGGCACUGAUGGAGAUUAUCGAAGCAGAGAGGCCAUCAUCGGGACCGAGCAAAGCUAACUUCCGACUCUCAUCAUUACUAACAGCUGCACUGGCUUCUCAGGCAUUUUCCUCCAUCCAAAUAUCGAGGGACAAUGUGACAGCUGGGAUUGAUGGCUUACUGCAAUCUCUCUGCCUGUCAUCAGCAAAAAAUUGUUAUGCUCCUGAGUGCUCCGGAGUAUCGAGAGCACUGGGAGAAUCAGGAGGAGAUUGGCCGGUCCAGGAACAGCCCAUUUCCUCCGGAGUUGGCUAGGUACUCCAGGGCACUCCCAGGAGGGCCUGGAGCAUUGCUUUGUGCACAAACAUAUCCAGUAAAUACAAUUUAAAUGCUUCAAAGUGUAUAGGGG